Messenger RNA from Westerdykella ornata, 499 nucleotides. RefSeq lists its product as uncharacterized. The transcript has 2 exons. The record is from RefSeq and is a predicted model, not a curated record. Lineage: Eukaryota; Fungi; Ascomycota; Dothideomycetes; Pleosporales; Sporormiaceae. The annotation marks the transcript as partial.
UGCCUUCCUUCUUCACAAUGCCCACUCCCUUCAAGCCAACUGGCCCCUCACCCCCACCAGCUCCCUCCAACACCACUCCAACACCUGCCGAGUUCGCAAACACUCACGGCAUCUCCGAGGACGCGGCCAAGCAGCUGCUCGAGUACGGCAAGCUGUUCGACUGGAACAAGCCAGGGCACCGUCCCUUCAUCGAGGAUCCGGCGGUCAAGGAGGAGGAAGAGGAAGAGGAGAAGGCGAGGAAGGAGAGGGAGCACAAGGAGUACUUGGAGCGUCGCAACGCUAUAUCCCUGGCGAGGGAGAAGACCGCACAGAUCGCUAGGGAGCACGACUUCCGGCCUCCGGGGGCUAGGGAGGAGGAGAAUCUGGCGGCCUGGGCCAGAUGGAUCAAGCAUUUGGAGUUUGGGAAGUGGUUUGAGUGAGGGAGGGAAGGCUGCUCGUCGGUUCGGUGGUUUGGGAUGAUGGAGUCGGAGUUGGUGAUCCGUGGGGGUGCAUUUUCGGG